This is a messenger RNA of Bombus impatiens (common eastern bumble bee), 1925 nucleotides long. RefSeq names its product ADP-ribosylation factor 6 (gene Arf51F). The record is from RefSeq and is a predicted model, not a curated record. Lineage: Eukaryota; Metazoa; Arthropoda; Insecta; Hymenoptera; Apidae. The transcript is spliced from 5 exons. Gene Ontology annotation, biological process: intracellular protein transport; vesicle-mediated transport. Bases 347 to 874 code for a protein of 175 amino acids. Gene Ontology annotation, cellular component: cytoplasm. Gene Ontology annotation, molecular function: GTPase activity; GTP binding.
AUUCCCUGUCAUUACUCGAUGCAUACCGAACUGAUCUCAAUAUUUCAUUUAAGUUACAUGCGUGUUUGCUUGUGACUUAUGAAGAGACAUCAUGCUGUACCUGCCUAAAUAACGUUUUCGGUAAUGCUGCUAUAUUACAGCUGUAAUAUAAAUAAGUUAUGUCUAGUGAUGUGAUAUGUCUGCGCGUUCAUGAUAAAGUACUCGCCCUUUGUAAAUGUAUUUCGGUGAGUUACAUUUAUGCUUGCUUCAAGUUACACUCUUCUCGUAUUGCUGACUCGAAGGAUUUCUUUUAAAAAAAUUCGUCAUCAAUUGUCAUGUGCCAGGUGCCUAGAAAGCAGCUGGCAAGAUGGGCAAGUUGUUGUCAAAGAUCUUUGGCAACAAGGAGAUGCGAAUCCUUAUGCUAGGAUUGGAUGCUGCUGGGAAAACUACGAUACUAUAUAAACUUAAACUAGGACAGUCUGUAACAACUAUACCAACUGUAGGAUUCAAUGUAGAGACAGUUACCUAUAAAAAUGUUAAGUUCAAUGUUUGGGAUGUUGGUGGACAAGAUAAAAUACGUCCACUUUGGCGUCAUUAUUAUACUGGAACACAAGGACUUAUUUUCGUAGUAGAUUGUGCUGACAGAGAUCGAAUAGAUGAAGCCCGUCAGGAGCUUCAUCGAAUUAUAAAUGAUAGAGAAAUGCGAGAUGCCAUUAUUUUAAUCUUUGCAAAUAAACAAGAUCUUCCAGAUGCAAUGAAACCACAUGAAAUACAAGAAAAACUGGGUUUAACUAGGAUACGAGAUAGAAAUUGGUAUGUGCAGCCAUCAUGUGCCACAACUGGAGAUGGGCUUUAUGAAGGCCUUACAUGGUUGACCAGUAAUCAUAAAUUAUGAGCAAAUAUUUAUUUUUCAUCAGUUAGCCACAUACCAAGAUGUACGUUUGCUUUGUAUUGUCAUUUUUAUUUAUCAUGUAGAGGCUCUGUAACAAAACUGAUAAUGAUCAUUAUGAUCCAUAAGACAGAGAGCGAAAGAGAGAGAGAGAGAGAGAGAGAGAGAGCGAGCGAGAGAGAGAGAGAGAGAGAGAGAGAGAGAGGAAAUCAUUUCCAAUAUACUACAGCAAACGUAAAGUAACCAUUAACAUCAAAUGGUGCGUUUCAGUAAUAUUAAUACUAUAUAAAUAGAAAUUUAUCAAAGUACCAAAAGAUAUAGACUUUGUUACUAACUGUUUACUAAAGUCCGUGAAAAUAGUUAAUACAACAAUAUUGAUUAGAUUAUCACAUCCAACAUUUUACUAUAAUUUAUAUAUAUAUUUGCGUACAUAUCCCGCAUUACGGGAUACUAAUUAUAAGAGAAUACAAAAAGUUGUAAGAGCUACUUAUGAGAUUAAGAGAUACAUUCAGAAAAAGUAUCUUUACAAUUUGAAAUUAUCAUUUAUGCAAUAGUUAAUUUAAAAUAUCGUCCAGAAUAAUUGGACAUAACAUUCAUUCAUCACUGGUUGUUAUCCAUGCUAUGUAAUAUGUAUCACACAUGAUAUUUAUACAUAUAAUCCCACUGAUAUAUGUGAGUAAACAUUCAAAGCACUUACAUUAAUGACUUUAUACAGCACAGAAAUAUUCCUUUGAUAAAUUUUUGCUAUCAAUCUCAUUUUUAAAAAAUAUUCAUAGUGACAGUCAGUUCUUUUUUUUUCUUUUUUUAAUAAUCGUCUUCCAUUUGAGUCAACUUUUUAUGCAUAUCAGUCGACUUUUCUUUUUUCGAAAAAGAUGAAAAGGAGAAAAAAGGUGCAACUUCUGACAUUGUGUAUUUUUUUGUGCUUUAACUUCGAUUGAAACGCAUUAGAUGUACAAACGUACACUUAUACAUACAUAAAUGGAGUUGUUCUGUACGCACAAAUGGUAAGCUACUGGGUUUGAUAUCAUGAGCUCAAAAGAAAGAGAGAGAAAAAGGA